Maniola jurtina (meadow brown) is the source of this 896-nucleotide messenger RNA. It is a transcript of the gene eIF1, whose product is annotated as eukaryotic translation initiation factor eIF1. The record is from RefSeq and is a predicted model, not a curated record. Gene Ontology annotation, molecular function: ribosomal small subunit binding; RNA binding; translation initiation factor activity. Bases 186 to 518 code for a protein of 110 amino acids. NCBI's taxonomy places the organism in Eukaryota, Metazoa, Arthropoda, Insecta, Lepidoptera, Nymphalidae. Gene Ontology annotation, biological process: translational initiation. The transcript has a single exon. Gene Ontology annotation, cellular component: eukaryotic 43S preinitiation complex.
GUCAAGUCGAAGUCGCCAUAUCACAUCAUCCGCCAUUACACUUUGGAGUUUGCGUAAAUUGGUCGUUGCACUGUCUGCGUCACUAGAGUCUACAUUCUAGAACCGCAUCAUCAGUGACAUUUUUCAGUGUUCGUGCGUCGUAUCGCAGAGUUUCGUUAGAACAAAGAGUAGUGACGUUCAAUCGUAUGUCCAUCCAGAAUCUCAACACAUUCGACCCAUUCGCCGAUGCUAUCAAAAGCUCGGAAGACGACGUUCAAGAUGGACUAGUCCACGUUCGGAUCCAGCAGCGUAACGGGCGUAAGACGCUAACGACGGUGCAGGGCCUGUCGUCGGAAUAUGACCUGAAGAAGAUCGUCCGGGCAUGCAAGAAGGAGUUCGCGUGCAACGGAACGGUCGUGGAACAUCCGGAGUACGGCGAGGUGCUGCAGCUGCAAGGCGACCAGCGCGAGAACAUUUGCCAGUGGCUCACCAAGUCGGGGCUCGUCAAGCCAGAGCAGCUCAAGGUGCACGGCUUUUAGCCGCCGCGCGCCCGCAUCGCGACUAACAUGUCCACCGCCGUGACAUCAUCAUAGUUCUUCUAAUAUUAUGAGAGCGUGCGCGUUUAACUUAUAACCCUAUCGAAUAUGUAUUUAGAAAGUACCGACGUUUACAGAGAGUCUCGGAGCGAGGCCGCCCGCCUCCCGCGCCCUGUGCCUUGCUGUCUCCCUAAUUGUUGUAAUAUAAAACAUUGUGCUAAUAUUUUUGAAUAUCGAACGCCGUCUCGUAUGUCUCUGGACAGGUUUAGUUGCUAAUAACGCAGAACGAAAUAGUCAAUAAAUCAUCUUUUUGUUUUUGUACGACUUAACUAUAAAUUGCUGUAAUAAUAUGAUGUCUCAAUUAUUAAACAUGUUUUUGUA